Molecule: messenger RNA, 1253 nt
Organism: Erinaceus europaeus (western European hedgehog)
Lineage: Eukaryota; Metazoa; Chordata; Mammalia; Eulipotyphla; Erinaceidae
Product: adenosine receptor A2b-like
Exons: 1
Coding region: 1-723 (240 amino acids)
Biological process (GO): G protein-coupled adenosine receptor signaling pathway; vasodilation; adenylate cyclase-activating G protein-coupled receptor signaling pathway
Cellular component (GO): membrane
Molecular function (GO): G protein-coupled adenosine receptor activity
Source: RefSeq, a predicted model, not a curated record
AUGUUAACGGAUCAUGCUCUCUUCCACAGGUAUAAGAGUUUGGUCACUGGAACCCGAGCAAGAAGAGUCAUUGUUGCCCUGUGGGUCCUUGCUUUUGGCAUUGGACUGACUCCAUUCCUGGGGUGGAACAAAAGAAGCAAUGUCAAAAACUGCACAGAGUCCUUAAAUGGAACCACCAAUGAAAGCUGCUGUCUUGUGACCUGUCUUUUUGAGAAUGUCGUUCCCAUGAGCUACAUGGUAUACUUCAACUUCUUUGGGUGUGUCCUGCCCCCACUUCUCAUCAUGCUUGUGAUCUACAUCAAGAUCUUCAUGGUGGCCUGCCAGCAGCUUCAGCACACUGAGCUAAUGGAUCAUUCAAGGACAGUUCUGCAGCGGGAAAUCCAUGCAGCCAAGUCCCUGGCCUUGAUCGUUGGGAUUUUUGCUCUUUGUUGGCUGCCUUUACAUGCCAUCAACUGUGUCACUCAUUUUAAAUUAGAUAAGGCUGAUGAUAAACCCAAGUGGGCAGUAUACAUGGCUAUUCUCCUGUCACAUGCCAACUCUGUUGUCAAUCCCAUUGUGUAUGCCUACAGGAACCAAGACUUCUGCUAUACUUUCCACAAAAUCAUCUCCAGGUAUGUCCUCUGCCAGACAGAUGUCUUUAAGAGUGGAGCCUGCCCUCAGUGUUGGCCUAUGACCCAGGCUCUGGCCUUUCUUUUUUUUAAUUUUAUUUUUUUUAUUUUUUAAUUUCUUUCUUUAUUGGGGAAUUAAUGUUUUUCAUUCAAUAGUAAAUACAAUAGUUUGUACAUGCAUAACAUUCCCCAGAUUCCCAUUUAACAAUACAACCCCCACUAUGUCAUUUAUCAUCUUUCAUGGACCUGUAUUCUCCCCACCCACCCACCCACCCCAGAGUCUUUUACUUUGGUGUAAUACUCCAAUUCCAUUUCAGGUUUGACUUGUGUUUUCUUUUCUAAUCUUGUUUUUCAACUUCGGCCUGAGAGUGAGAUCAUCCCAUAUUCAUCCUUCUGUUUCUGACUUAUUUCACUCAACAUGAUUUUUUCAAGGUCCAUCCAAGAUCGGCUGAAAACGGUGAAGUCACCAUUUUUUACAGCUGAGUAGUAUUCCAUUGUGUCUAUAUACCACAACUUACUCAGCCACUCAUCUGUUGUUGGACACCUGGGUUGCUUCCAGGUUUUGGCUAUUACAAAUUGUGCUGCCAAGAACAUAUGUGUACACAGAUCUUUUUGGAUGGAUGUGUUAGGUUCCUUAGGAUAUAU